UUAAUACAGAACAAAUAGCAUUAGCCAUUGAGAGGUCAUUAUCUGUUAGAAUGGUUCGUAGCGUAGUGAAGCAUGUAAGUGACAGAACAUAUAAUCUUGAAAUUUACGAAAAUAGUGAAAUUGAUGAUAAAAUAGCUUUUGAACAGUAUACAAAAUUAACAGAACUGGAGGCAGAUGAUGAAAAUUAUGUAAUGAAAGAUGUGUUGAGAGAACAUGAAAUUAUAAGUGAAAUGCUUAACAAGAAAAGAGGCCAUGAUAUAGAUAAUGCUGUAGAGAUAGAAUAUAUUAAUGGAGAAUGUGAUCCAAG
This is a messenger RNA of Racocetra persica, 307 nucleotides long. The record is from the annotation of a GenBank genome assembly. NCBI's taxonomy places the organism in Eukaryota, Fungi, Glomeromycota, Glomeromycetes, Diversisporales, Gigasporaceae.